AUGACCAUCAAAUCCGAAUUUGCUGAAUCAACCCCAGAAGAGAAACAAAGUAGGGAAAAUGGGGAAAGACCACAGGUAAAGGAAGAGAAAGGAAGACUUUUACCAAGCUCCAAAAACGUUGAUACUUAUAUUCCAGGAUCAGCAUCUACUGAAAAAUCUACUUCAACUGGAAAUGAUAGACCAAAAAGAAUCUUUAAGGAUGUUACAGCGUCAACACCAUCUCCAAAUCAUGAUAAUCUACAAGAGAAAAUUAGGAAAAUUCAAGAUGCUGUGGAACAGGGUUCACUCUCAAAGUUAUUAGAUGCAGUUAAGGAUGAUGAACUGUAUGUUGGGAAGAUAAACGAUGCUUCAAAAAACUCCAAGAGGUUUAGAACAGAUCUUAAAAAUAUAUUGAUUUCAUACAUCAACCAAAUCAUUCCUCGUUCUCACCCAAUGCAUGUCACAUCAGUGAAAAGAAUUCAAUAUGUUUUGGAGAGACAUCCACCACCUUCAAGAGACCCGGAAUCUAGACCAACAGGGCCAGGUGUAAAAUCCAGAGUUCCUCUUCCACCUCAACAAGCAGUGUCUGGGUUUACCAAUAAACCAAAUGACAAAUGGGGAAUGGACAGUAGAGCUAUGCAGUUACCUUCAGGACCCUCAAGUCAGACAUCAACACCUGCUCGUCCAUACGGUCAAGGAUACCGCCAGCCUAGUCGUCAAAAUACUAGCAUGCCAACAAGCUCAGGCUCUGGUAGACUUGUUCCACCACCACCACCACCAUUCCCACCACCUUCAAGAGAUUUAAAUGCAGGCUCCAAAAGAGAUUCAUAUAGCUCUGACAUGAGUAGAACAAGAAGCUCAGGUGAUCAUGGUUACAGAGAUAAAAGACAAAGAAGAGCUUAG
Hansenula anomala is the source of this 882-nucleotide messenger RNA. RefSeq lists its product as uncharacterized. Bases 1 to 882 code for a protein of 293 amino acids. NCBI's taxonomy places the organism in Eukaryota, Fungi, Ascomycota, Saccharomycetes, Phaffomycetales, Wickerhamomycetaceae. The transcript has a single exon. The record is from RefSeq and is a predicted model, not a curated record.